CACUUCUCGUAAACCUCAUCAUAUUGAGGUUGGGCUAAGAUGAGCAUAACCAGUGACGAAGUGAAUUUCUUGGUGUAUCGCUAUCUCCAGGAAUCGGGUUUCUCCCACUCGGCCUUCACCUUCGGUAUCGAGAGCCACAUCAGCCAGUCCAACAUCAACGGAACACUAGUGCCACCUGCCGCACUCAUCUCCAUCCUUCAGAAGGGGCUCCAGUAUGUGGAGGCCGAGAUCAGCAUCAAUGAAGAUGGUACAGUAUUUGACGGCAGGCCAAUAGAAUCACUGUCUCUGAUAGACGCAGUGAUGCCUGAUGUUGUUCAGACCCGGCAGCAAGCAUUCAGAGAGAAACUAGCUCAGCAACAAGCCAGCGCGCGCCACAGCGCCACGACUGCUCUGCUUGCCACUACUGGGCAAUUUGAGGGAGCAACGACGACUGCUGUUUCCCAGCAGAACACACCAAAGAAUGGAGAAGCCACUGUGAAUGGAGAGGAGAAUGGGGCACAUGCAAUAAAUAAUCAUUCAAAGCCAAUGGAAAUUGACGGGGAUGUUGAAAUUCCUCCUAACAAAGCAACAGUCCUUCGGGGCCAUGAGUCAGAGGUGUUCAUCUGUGCCUGGAACCCUGUCAGUGACCUGCUAGCAUCUGGAUCCGGAGACUCAACGGCCAGAAUAUGGAAUCUCAAUGAAAACAGCAACAGCGGUUCCACUCAACUAGUUUUGAGGCACUGCAUAAGAGAAGGAGGACACGAUGUCCCCAGCAAUAAGGAUGUGACUUCAUUGGACUGGAAUAGUGAUGGAACACUAUUGGCUACAGGCUCGUAUGAUGGUUUUGCAAGGAUAUGGACAGAAGAUGGUAACCUUGCAAGCACCUUAGGUCAACAUAAAGGUCCAAUAUUUGCCCUGAAAUGGAACAAAAAGGGGAAUUAUAUUUUAAGUGCUGGUGUUGAUAAAACAACAAUAAUUUGGGAUGCUCACACAGGAGAAGCUAAACAGCAGUUUCCUUUCCAUUCAGCUCCUGCUCUGGAUGUAGACUGGCAGAACAACACUACUUUUGCCUCUUGCAGCACUGACAUGUGCAUUCAUGUAUGCAGACUUGGCUGUGAUCGUCCCGUUAAAACCUUUCAAGGACACACAAACGAGGUUAAUGCAAUCAAAUGGGACCCAUCUGGCAUGCUACUAGCAUCUGGCUCCGAUGAUAUGACAUUAAAGAUUUGGAGUAUGAAGCAAGAUACCUGUGUACAUGAUCUUCAGGCUCACAGCAAAGAGAUUUAUACUAUCAAAUGGAGUCCUACAGGACCAGGCACCAGCAACCCAAACUCCAACAUCAUGUUAGCAAGUGCUUCGUUUGAUUCCACUGUUCGGCUGUGGGACGUUGACCGAGGAGUCUGCAUCCAUACGUUAACAAAACAUCAAGAGCCUGUCUACAGUGUAGCUUUUAGUCCUGAUGGAAAAUAUCUAGCCAGUGGGUCCUUUGACAAAUGUGUCCAUAUAUGGAAUACUCAGAGUGGAACUCUAGUACAUAGCUACCGAGGCACCGGGGGCAUCUUUGAAGUCUGCUGGAAUGCUAGAGGAGACAAAGUGGGGGCAAGCGCAUCAGACGGAUCGGUUUGUGUUCUAGAUCUGCGGAAGUAAAAGUGAAAUGUUUUAGAAGAAAUUUCAAAUGGACCAGCAGUGAAUGUGUGGGGAGAAGCACUCUUCAAAACUAUUCUUAACAGCUCCAGAACUGUACGAACUUGAACAAAGUUAGAGUGUACCGUGAAACCAACUCUCCCUGGCCACAGGUGUCUAGUAUUUUGUCCGUAACCUUCAUCAAGGAGUAAAAACACAGUCACUUCAGAGGGGGAGGGAAUGGUUUCCACCUGGAACAUUGAGCCUUGGAAGCAUGAAGCCACCAGCUAGGCAUUGCACUGUUUGGUUUGCGUCUGAGAACUUGCUCUGAUGGCUGGGAAAAAAAAGCUGUGCCAAAAAAAAAAAUUAAUAAAAAAAAAGAAAAA
Messenger RNA from Aptenodytes forsteri (emperor penguin), 1988 nucleotides. RefSeq names its product transducin beta like 1X-linked (gene TBL1X). The record is from RefSeq and is a predicted model, not a curated record. Gene Ontology annotation, cellular component: histone deacetylase complex. NCBI's taxonomy places the organism in Eukaryota, Metazoa, Chordata, Aves, Sphenisciformes, Spheniscidae. Gene Ontology annotation, molecular function: transcription corepressor activity; protein binding. The transcript has 16 exons. Gene Ontology annotation, biological process: regulation of transcription by RNA polymerase II. The coding region runs from base 40 to 1626 and encodes 528 amino acids.